CGUCUCGCCUCUCGCCGACUCGCCCAUAUGUUAUUUAACAACACACGUGGAAUUUCAUCAGUCUGUGUGUGUUUCGCCUGAAUUUCCCGCAGAAAUGAAGCUAAUUUGUGUACAAAAUGACCCCGGUGCGUUGAAAAUUGUUGUGGCUGCUCAUCACGCCAAGCAAGAUGUCUCCAUUACUGCACCUUCUGAAACGAAAAAAAAUUUUAACUCAACGUUAGUCCUGGAUUCUGGAGUAGAACUUUUCUCCUCGAAUUCUGCCUGCUCAUAUAUUUUGGAGGCGUCAUCAGGAAGUAACAAUGCCAUUGAAGUCCAGGAGUUCCUCGAAUGGGAGGCAACAAAAUUAAACCCACUGGUGUCCUCUCUGAUAGUUGGAGUGUCAAACGGAAAGAAAGCUGAGAGCAGUGAAGUGGGAAAUUGCCUUAAGCAGAUUUCCGAUGCUCUGAAAGGCAAGCCGUACUUGGUGGACAACAAGCUCUCUGCUGCAGACAUAGCUAUCUGGUCAACUCUCUAUCCCCUGGUGUCUGAGCAGAAGCUUUCUAAAAUAGUUCCCUCUGACCUUUUGGAGUGGCAUAACAAGCUGAGCAGCUUGGAUUCAUUUAGAGCUGCUGUUGAAAAGCUUAACCCAAAGUCUGGAGUUGAAAAUUGGGCGUCUAGUGUGCCGUCUGUUACCAUCCAAUUUUCUAACCUCUCCGUAGCUCCAUCAGCUGUAAAGUCGCAAGGAUCUAUAAAAUUACCGGUUGCAAAUCCAGUAUUGCCUGUGAAAGGCAAAAAGAACAUUUUAAUCACCUCUGCUCUUCCGUACGUGAACAAUGUUCCGCAUUUAGGCAACAUUAUCGGUUGCGUCUUGUCUGCUGACGUGUUUGCCAGGUACUGUAGAGCCAGGGGUCACCCAACCCUCUACAUAUCUGGCACUGAUGAGUACGGCACGGCAACCGAAACCAAAGCGAUCGCAGAGGGCCUCACCCCGAAGCAAAUUUGCGACAAGUACCAUGAGAUCCAUUCGCAAGUUUACAAGUGGUUCAACAUUGGAUUUGACCACUUUGGCAGAACUUCACAUGAGCAUCAAACAGAGAUCUGCCAAGAUUUGUUUCUGAAACUUCAUAAGCGCGGGCUCACCUUAACUGAGUCCAUGGAGCAACUUUUGUGUGAAAACUGUGACAGGUUUUUAGCUGAUCGUUUUGUUGAGGGAGAGUGCCCGCUUUGCGGCUACGAAGAUGCUCGAGGUGACCAAUGCGACAAGUGUGGCAAGCUUGUGAACGCUACAGAAUUGAAAAAUCCCAGAUGCAAACUUUGCCAGAAGAAACCUGUUACCAAGGAGUCAAAACAUUUCUUCAUUGAUUUGCCUAAGAUCGAGCCAAAACUCAGGGAGUGGAUGGCUACGUCUGCUCCAGGCUGGACCAACAAUGCCAGCGUGAUCGCACAUUCGUGGAUAAAAGAUGGGCUCAAACCUCGCUGCAUCACUCGUGAUCUUAAGUGGGGAAUUCCCGUGCCUCUGGAUGGAUACAGAGAAAAGGUGUUUUAUGUGUGGUUUGACGCACCUUUGGGAUAUGUCAGCAUGACCAAGACCUACACCAAUGACUGGGAGAAAUGGUGGAAGAACCCUGAAGAAGUAGAAUACUACCAGUUUAUGGCCAAGGACAACGUGCCUUUCCACGCUGUCAUGUUCCCAUCUACCCAACUCGGAUCUGGCGACAACUUUACUAUAGUUAACCAUAUCAUGGCGACAGAGUACUUGAACUACGAGGAUGGAAAAUUCUCAAAAAGCCGAGGCGUUGGCGUAUUUGGUUCCGAUGUCCAAGAUACCGGUAUUCCUGCUGACGUCUGGCGCUUUUACUUGCUCUAUGUGCGGCCUGAGAGUCAGGAUUCCAGCUUCAGCUGGAAUGAUCUGAUGACCAAAAACAAUUCUGAACUUCUCAACAACCUCGGAAACUUCAUAAACAGGGCUCUGAUGUUUGUUGAGAAGAAUUUUGACAGCACCAUCCCGAAAGUAGAGUUUACUGAUGAAGACAAUGAGCUUGUGAAAAACAUCGAUGAGGAGCUGAAGGGUUACAAUGAGGCGCUGGAAAAGGCAAAGCUGAGGGAUGGCCUUCGCUUCAUUUUGGCGGUUUCCCGCCACGGAAAUCAGUACAUGCAGUCCAACCAGCCUUGGGUCCUAGUCAAAGGAAGUGAAGCAGAAAAAAAGCGCGCUGGCUCCAUACUAGGCCUUAGUGCUAACAUCGCCUGCUUGAUUGCUGCGUUGCUGAGACCAUAUAUGCCGAGUACAACGGAAACCAUUUCCAAGCAGUUGCAAGCACCUGGCAAAACUGCAUUUGACAUUCCCGACACGUUCAGCAUCCUUUUGCCCGAAAACCAUAAAAUUGGAAAGCCUGCCCCUCUGUUCUCAAAAAUUGAUGCUGCUCAGGCUGACCAGUUGAAAGCUCGAUUCGCCGGAAGCCAGGAAGACCAGGCUGCGAGAAGCAGUGGAGGCAAACCAACACCUCCAUCAUCAAGUGGAGACGUUGCCACACUGCAAGCUGCUAUUGCUGCCCAGGGAGAGAAGGUCAGGAAACUCAAGUCUGAAACAAAAGAUAAGACAGUCUGGCAGCCAGAAGUAAACAUACUGCUUGACCUGAAAAAGAAGCUGACUGAAGCGGAGAAGGCAGCUGCCGCAGCUCCACCACCGCCUCAAGCAUCUGUUGAAGACAUUGACUCUCUUACUGCGGCUGUUGCUGCUCAGGGAGAAAAGGUGCGGAAAUUGAAAGCCGAGACUAAGGACAAGAAUGUGUGGCAACCUGAAGUGCAGAAACUGCUGGAUCUGAAGAAACGGCUUGAAACAGCUUCUAAGAACGCACCACCAAAGGCUGAGACAGCUCAACCAGCACCAGCACCUCCAGCUUCAGCUUCUAAAGCGUCUGAACUGGAAGCUGCAGUAGCAGCACAGGGUGAAGUUGUGAGGAAGUUGAAAGCAGAAACCAAGGACAAGACUGUUUGGCAGCCUGAAGUGGACAAACUGCUUCUUUUGAAAAAACAAUUGGCUGAAAUCCAAGGAGUGCCGGCAACUCAAACUCAAUCUGGUGGGAAAUCAGGCAAGAAGAAGAAAUGACAUCGGAGGAGAUGAAGCCUUAUUAAUUUAUUUACAUGAGCACAGAGUGCACCAUGUGCAAGAUUCCUUUGCACUUACAAACAAUAUUCACUUUCAUUUUUUAAUUUAAUAAACACUGUCUCUCAUGGUUCAUUUAA
Molecule: messenger RNA, 3222 nt
Organism: Cloeon dipterum
Lineage: Eukaryota; Metazoa; Arthropoda; Insecta; Ephemeroptera; Baetidae
Gene: MetRS
Product: methionyl-tRNA synthetase 1
Exons: 14
Coding region: 95-3085 (996 amino acids)
Biological process (GO): methionyl-tRNA aminoacylation
Cellular component (GO): cytosol; aminoacyl-tRNA synthetase multienzyme complex
Molecular function (GO): methionine-tRNA ligase activity; ATP binding
Source: RefSeq, a predicted model, not a curated record